Messenger RNA from Cydia pomonella (codling moth), 8291 nucleotides. It is a transcript of the gene Fak, whose product is annotated as focal adhesion kinase 1. Gene Ontology annotation, molecular function: ATP binding; protein tyrosine kinase activity. The coding region runs from base 410 to 5461 and encodes 1683 amino acids. NCBI's taxonomy places the organism in Eukaryota, Metazoa, Arthropoda, Insecta, Lepidoptera, Tortricidae. The transcript has 27 exons. Gene Ontology annotation, biological process: signal complex assembly; protein phosphorylation. Gene Ontology annotation, cellular component: cytoskeleton; focal adhesion. The record is from RefSeq and is a predicted model, not a curated record.
AAUAAACACCAUAUACGCAGGUGGUAUUUCGUUAACUUUUUUAUUAAUAUUUAUUCAGGUAAUAGUUUUGUAAAUCGUCCUUGACUUGCGAAACUGACGCCCCCGCGGCAUCUACUCAUUAACCGAUUCACUUACCCUUUCUUAUCAACUAAAGCUUGGUAAGUGUGAACGGGACGAGAGAUUAAACUUGUAAUGAGGUGUGUUGUCCUGUUGUCUCCAGCCAGUCUCAGGCGGCAGCGCGCGCGCCGUGGUCGCUUCGGCGCGCUAUUUCGAAAUUCAAAUUAACGAAUUGACGCGUUCGAAUAACGAAUUUUCAACGAAGUUUAUCGAUGUGUGUGAUUGUGUUUUGUUUGAAGUUUGUGACAUCGAUAAAGUCAAGUGUGUAAUGUGAAACCAGUGCUUAACAAAAAUGGUCAUGGAAUCCCCGCUGCAAGGCCGAUUCUGGCCUCUGUCUCCACGUCUCUGGAGGCGAAGUACGGAGUGCAAAGUUGUCUUCGAGCCUAGAAGACCACCUGUGGACAAACGAAUAGAUCUGACGCCUGAUUUGCUGCGUUCGAAGAAUAUUAAAGAGAGAUUGGGGCAUUUGAAUUUAGAAGAACAUAUUGAUGAGGAAGCGAGAUGGAGUGUCUCGAAGCCUCCGUUAAAAGAGAAGAAGGAAGAAGUAAAGAUGAGGGUCAAAAGGCAGAGGCAGCCGCGACCAAACAGUCUGCAACUGCUGCUGUGUCCGUCCAGCUCUGGGCAUUACAGCAGCAACACUUGGAGGUACACCAGAGUCAGGUCGAGAAGCCAUGAACCUGAGGGAGGCGGGCGCGGCGAGGGCCCGCUAGCGCGCGCGAUGCAGCCCGCGCCGGGCUCGCCCAAGCGGCAGCCUCCUCAGACACAACAUGGAACGGCGCCGGCGGACCAGUCAACAUUGAAGGUCCACUUGCCGAACGGUGGUUUCAACGUCGUCCGGGCGUCGGCCGAUGAGGACGUGCGCUCAGUGCUACGGUUACUAGCGAGUAGGCUAGCGACCGGCGAGCGAGUCUACGCGUCGUGCUACGCGCUACGAGCGAGGCGGCUGACUACUGGGAAGAUUCGAUGGAUCCACCAAGACACACCAGUAUCGGAGCUGAUCACUAAAUGGCCAGCAUCGGAAUGGCGAUUAGAACUGCGCGUGCGUUACCUGCCCGCCAACUUACGCGGCUUAUGUGACUCGGACCGAGUCACGUUCCACUACUACUACGACCAGGUGCGACAUGACUACCUCAACGCCAAUCAUCCCAUGGUGGACCAGGAUCUGGCGAUACAAAUAUGUUGUUUAGAAAUAAAAUACUUCUGCAAAGACAUGCAAAUAUCGUUGGAUAAGAAGUCCAACAUCGAGUACCUGGAGAAAGAGUUCGGGCUGCACAAGUUCCUGCCGAAAUCAGUUCUAGAAGCCAUCAAGCCUAAGGUGCUAAAGAAGGCCAUACAGCAGCAGUUCAAAAAGGUGGCGAACCUGUCAGACACAGAAUGCAUGCUCAAAUAUCUAGAGACGAUGCAUACACACUAUGGCUAUGAUCGUGAAACCUUCACUGGGGCCCUCGGCUCCGGCUGGGCUAUUCCGAUAGAACUCGCCAUUGGACCUGAUAUUGAUAUAUCAUACGUCUCUCACAAGGCGGGCGAGCCGCCGACGUACACGAAAAUCGCCUCGUUCGCCGACAUCGUCGCCGUGCAGACGCUGAAGUCCAACUGCCAGUCGCAGUCGCAAACCACGCAAUCGCAGUCGCAGAGCGGUUCGUCGUGCGGCAAGGCGGCGCUGCAGCUUCGGGUGAAGGGCGCCACGGAGACGCUCACUAUCACGUGCAGCAGUGUCGAGGCUGCAGAAAGCUUAGCAGACUUAGUAGACGGGUAUUGCAGACUAGUCACAGAAUCACAGACCUCGCUAUGGAACAGAACAACUACCGUAUGGAAAUCGCUGAAUUGUCAAUGUAAAACGGAGAUGAGCUCCAGCUCGUCCGAGGGCAAGCCCAGCUCGUGGGAGGGCAACUCGGCCACGCUGCUGUCCGAGGACUACGCCGAGAUCGUCGACGACGACGCCGACUACUCCACGCCGGCCGUUCGGGACUACGAAUUGGUUCGUAACCAGAUCGAGCUCACCGGCAUCAUCGGAGAAGGACAGUUCGGCGACGUACACAAAGGAACUUGCCGAGUGGCCUCAGCCAACCACCCGUCCCUCCGUCGGCAACUCACCAUACAAAAGCAGCAGGGGAAAGGCUCAGGCGGAGAAUACAUACUACCUGUCGCUGUAAAGACCUGCAAAUUGGAUGCAGAUCUAGACACCGCCGAGAAGUUUUUAGAAGAAGCUUACAUAAUGCAGCAGUUCUCGCACCCGCACAUCAUCGGGCUGGUGGGCGUGUGCAGCGCGCCGCCGAUAUGGAUCGUCAUGGAGCUGGCCACGCUGGGCGAGCUCCGGGCCUACUUGCAACAGAACGCGAGGAGGUUGGAGACAUGUACACUGGUGCUGUACAUAUACCAGCUGUCAACUGCGCUCAGCUAUUUGGAGAGCAAGAAAUUUGUACAUCGGGACAUCGCCGCGAGGAAUGUGCUCGUUUCAACGCCCACCUGUGUCAAGUUGGCCGAUUUCGGUCUGUCAAAGAUGGUGGAAGACAAAUCCUACUACAAAGCUUCGCGCGGCAAACUGCCUAUCAAAUGGAUGGCACCAGAGUCGAUUAACUUCCGGCGGUUCACCUCCGCCUCUGAUGUCUGGAUGUUCGGCGUGUGCAUGUGGGAGAUCCUCAUGCUGGGCGUGAAGCCGUUCAGCGGCGUGAAGAACAACGACGUGAUCGGCAAGCUGGAGAACGGGGAGCGCCUGGCGCUGCCGCCGCGCUGCCCGCCGCGCCUGUACUCCGUCAUGUCGCGCUGCUGGGCCUACGAGCCCUCGCAGCGGCCCCUCCAGCACCAGCUCAAGGAGACGCUCUUUGAGAUUUUGCAAGAGGAGCGGAGCACGGCGUGGGACACGAUGCGGCGGGAGAACCGGCGCGUCGCCGCCGCCUCGUGGGGCGACGAGCCGCCGCCCAAGCCGAGCCGGCCCGUCACUAACCUCACUGCGGCCUCGCCCCGCGGCGGCGGCGCGGCGCCGCAGACGUACAUCGUGGCGCAGAGCCCGCUCGUGCUGGCGCACCUGCUGCGCGAGAACCAGGCGCGCGCGCUGGAGCCGCAGGCCUACACCACGCCCGCCUCGGUAUUCAACACCGUCGCCGUCGACUUCCAAGCUCUGCCGGAGGACACCGACAUCACCAAAAUCAUCAACCCCAAACCUGACGAACUCGUAGACAUACCCCUCCAGACUGUCCCGAUCCCUGUCGCGUCGCUUCACAAACUCGAUCCCGUCGUUCCGCCCGAGGACGAGACUUUGACUGUCGUCGUCGGCGCUAGGGAGAGCUGCGAUAAUCUCUGCCAGAAUCCUGCCUCGCCGCCCGAGGAACCUUCUCCGGAACCGUAUGCUAAUAGAGUUAGAUCGUUAGAGAGGAACACCCGAGGGACUUUAUCCACCGCCGAACGGGCGCCUAUUAGGAUGGGUUCUUUAGAACGCAACGCUCGCGGCAGUCUUUCCCAUCGAGGCUCCCCCGUCCCUAUAGCUCCCUUCACUCGCCAGCACUCGGUCCCCGCCUCACCUCCGCCGAGGAACAGAAGAGAACAAGACAUAGGUCAGUUCUCCGUGCAGGGCUCUUUAAACGCACAGUUGGCCGCUAGUGUCGUCAAUAAGAUGCGAUCGCAACCCGAUCCGCCUCUAGUCGAAGAAAUCUAUGAUUUUGGAGGCGAUAAUGUCAAAAGCUGCGUAGCCGUCGCCGCCCAAAAGGCGGGUUUAACGAAGCAGCAAUAUAGACCUUCAAUGGUCGCCUCUCAUCCGGUCACUUACGGAGUGCCCGUCGGGGUCGUCCAAGGCGUCCCGUACUCGCAAAGUCCAGGGAAACCUAGUCAUGUCAUGAUGCCAAAGCAGAUGCCGUCGCCUCCUGUAGCUUCUAGUCAAGCGUUCUUUCCGCAGCGCUCAGCCAGUCCAUUGUCUCAGACGUUCGUCUCCCAGCCUACGGGAGUGAUCCCUCCCAUGUGUUACGCGAGCGCGUCGCAGCCCAUCUACAGCGGGCACAGCGUGGUGCAAGGGCCUCAGCCGGUGUCGUACCGGCCGCAGGUGUCCGCGCAGACCGCGAGCCAGUACACGGCGAGCGCGGCGUUCGCGCCGCGUCCACACUUUGCGUCGGCGACCGCUGUGGACGCGCAAGCACUGUACGCGUCGCGGCAAGAAUGUUCGGCGGUCGGCCAACCGGUCCAGAGUCCAGACUUGGACACCGAGCAAGCGGUGGAGAGACGCCUACUGGCCGAGCUGGCGAGACAGCAACAUCAGAGUGAAGAGGACCGCCGCUGGCUGCAGAUGCAAGAGGACAAACUGAAUCGCCUGUCGACCGUGCAGUCCACGGAGGAGCCUGCCGAGAAGCUGGCGGAGGGCGUGCAGAGCAUAGCUGUGCAGGACACGACACCCAACCAGACAGCGCCUAACUCGUCAGAAAAUAGUCCAGCGAACACUGUGAAGCCUAACGACAAGCCACCAAGCGAGGACAGACCUCGCCCGCACACGGACGACCCCGUGUACUGCCUGACGACGGGCGUGGUGCGCGGCGUCAUGCGGCUCGCGCAGCUGGCCACGCGCGGCGCGCCGCCCGCGCCCGCGCCCGCCCCCGCGCCCGCCGUGCUGCACGCCGUGCGCGCCGUCGGCGCCGAGCUGCGCGCCUUGUGCGCCACCGUGGACAGCGUCGUGGUGCCCUUCCCCAGCGCGGAGCAACGAGAAGUGGAGAUGGCCCACCAGGUGCUGAGCAAAGACAUGGCGGCGCUGGUGGAAGCGAUGCGCCUGGCGUUGCAAUAUGCCGCCACCACGCUACACCACGAGUACACCAAAAACAUGCUCGCAGCGGCGCACGUACUAGCGAUGGACGCGAAAAACCUCCUCGACGUUGUGGACUGCAUCCGCUCGCGCCACCCCGGCGUGGACUGGCGCGCCGCGCUACAAGCCGACCCCCCCGGCCCCUCCCCCCCAUUCUCCCCCCAGCCCCCCCACUGCUCCCCCCACAACACCCUCCAACCCUCCGUCCAAGACGAACCGAAGCCAGACUUCAAAGUCAACCAACCCGUUACCACUAGUCAAAUUACUACAACGGAACCCCCUAAAGAACAUAGCAGCCUCCCCGUAACUUCCAACCGCGUCUCCGCCCUGAUCCACAAUUAUAAUCUAUACGGCAAUAUUAGAGAGCAACAUAUCUAUGGGAAUUCUGAAGUCGGCGGAUCUUUUCAGCACUCCUCGUCGAGCAUCGAUGAAAAAAUCGAUGCGGCGCCUUUGGAAUCGGUCAAAAGUCGCAUACAAGCCAUGUCGGGCAAUAUAGACUCGCCGCCCAUAUAUUCCGUGAGCAAGAAAGUGAUGGUGGAUCAGAACGUGACCGAGCAAGGUUGAGAGCUUUAUUCGCUUGUAGUAUUUUAUUUUCGCCUCGGUGAGGCUGACGGCUUCACGGUAGUAUGUGCGGUGGUUUUGGGAGUAACUAGUGAAACUUUUUUUUAAAGUUUUACUAAGGCGUAUAGAAGCGACCGGCAGUAAUAUUACACGCAAAACUCAGCGUAGGGGGCGCCACUACCUCAAUCAAUAAAAGAGUCAUAUAUAUUUAUUCGUAACAAAUAAUCGGUGAAAACAUGUCAAAAAACCUGUUUACAGUACAUAUGGUGCUACUUUUGUGCGUCCGUAGGCUACGGUGACUGCUUACCAUCAGGCGGGCCGUUAGAUUGUUUGCCACCGACGUGGUAUAAAAAAAAACUUUACAGUAUAUAUGGUGCUACUUUACCGCACUAGUGCGAGAAUUAGCAUAUUACGUUACUGUGUCGAACAUUUAAAGGGCCAUAUGUACUGUAAAACGUUGUACUAUACAUGUGCGAAUAGGUAAUUCGCAACUCGUGUCGAUUUAAAACACUCGCUUCGGUCGUGUUUUAAUUUAUCGCCACUCGUUUCGAAUUUCCUAUUUUUCGCACUUGUAUCGUAAUGUACUAUUACGGCAUUGUAUAUAUAAAAUUAUUUAUUAAUUAUGGUUUACGGUUUAUGUUAGUGCUGCACUCUGGCGAUAGAACAUUGCAGUAAUACUCCCAAUUAUGAAGAAUAUUAGUGAUAUUCAAAAUUUUAUAAUCGAAAAGGUACAUAAGACACGAAAUCGGCCGUUUUAUUUUCUAGGUCGCUUCUAUACGCUGUUAUUCUCAAAGCAGUAGUGACUAGUACUUAACCGCGAUACUUAAUUUUGUUUUGAAGUUAGCAAUGCCGCUUCUAUUUUAUUUCGCGACUUUAAGCUUCGAAAGACAAUCAAACGAUUGCUCAAUAAUCUAUGUAGUGGAAUAGAUGUCAAUUUAAUUUAAGUCCCGAGCCAAAUAAUUCUCUUUAUUUUCGUUUAUAUGACAUAUAUGUUUCUUUAGUAAUAUUGGAUAUUCUCGCUUCAUUUUUAAGGAGAUUAUACCCAGGCCAAGUUCUGGUUCUUUCAAUACGAUUUUCUAUCGGAUAAACUAUAUAAUCGUUUAGUAAUAUCAAAGACACAUUUAUGGAGUAAGAUGUGUAAAAUCUAAGUUUCGUGCUUCGAAUUUGACAGGUAAACGAGAUGACGCUGUACAGCUCCAUACAUUUUGCGGCAACUCGGAUUGUCAAAAGUUGACGUUUGACAAUUCAGUGACCGCAAAACAUAUAGCGCAAUACAGCGCCAUCUGUUUUCAAUGUCAAAAUAAGGGGCACAUUUUACUUAGACUUUACCUCGCGAUUAAUAUCGAUAAAAUAACUAGUGACAUCAUCAAAGUUACACGAUUCGUUAGUUCGUUUAAUAGAAAAUUGAAUAGAAUAUAUCACAUAUUGGCUUAUGUGUUACUUGUUAUAUCUAUCAACAUAUCAUCAUCGGCAUUGUUGAGCUUCAAAUUAUUAUGACGUUUCGAUUCAAAAAUUAUAAAAUUUUAAUGACCUUCAAAGAUUUUUUUUUCAUAACUGUAGCUCAGAGUUAGGUGCAACUGGCUUCUCAUAAAACGAGCACAAACAUUUCGAAGUUAAAACCGAUUGAUAAUAUUAAUUUGUGAUAUUAUUGCCAAUAAAUUUUACCUAAUUCGAGUUAAUAUGGGCAACAGAUAAUAAAAAACACAAUAUUGAAUGAGCCUAAUGUCAUAGAAAAAUUAUUGUGAUUUUUAUUGUCAGUGUUGCCAUACGUAUAAUAAAAUAAGCAUCAGCACAUUCCUUAUAAUUGCACCUACCGCGUAAGUUUUGUAAUUACUCAUACAAAUUUUAUAUUUUUGGUGUAAUGUUGCAGUUUUUAUACCGCGCGAGCGAUUUGAAUCUUCCAGUAAACAGUAAAUAAUGGAAUUGUAUCGUGUAUUGUUUGAAUAAGGCGCAGCGCACAUGGAGUCGUACCAUAGACAAAAAUAAAUAUUAAAGACGCUUAAACUAGUGCAAAAAUUUUUGGCCGCGGAUUUGACGACGAGUUUUCAAUUUUGUUGUUGACAAUUUAGCCAUCUUCUUGAAAUGAAAAAAAAAAAUGUCUUUAUUUUUUUUCUUUUAGGCGUCAUUAGUAUCUUUGUAUAACUCGUAUAGUAUAAGCACUCCAUGUGUUCUGUGAAAAGAAAUUCUGUGUUGUAUAUUUUUGUUAGUUAAGGUGCCUUUAACUGUCACAACUUGUAAACUUUUGCAUUUAAUUUCUUCAAUGUAGCCACAGCAUUUAACUGGACUCGGAUUACUUUGUAAAAAUGUACAAACCGAAUUGAUUCAUAAUUAUUAUAAUUUUUAAUCCAAAGUUUUAUUGUAAGUUUAGAUCUCAGGGACUGUAUGUAUGUCGGUUAGUUUUGUAAUUAAAUAACAGAAUUUAUUUAUUGAUCAACUUCGGUUAAUGUAUAGUUUUCCUAAUGUGUUAGAGUUAAGCAGGAUUCAUUCCAAAGUGAAGGUGUACGUCGACGGCGAAGCUUCGUGCUUGCAAUAUCCGAGUGAUGGCCUUGAGACCAUGUUUUACCGAAAAAAUAAAUUGCCUGUAAAAUUUCUUUUUAUUACAUUGCCUAGAGAAAUAAGGCCUAAAUUAGCCUAUAAUAAUAACAUACACUUAUGGCAACAAACAGAACUUUUUCCAUCCAGUGUAACAAACUAUAAAAUGUUAGGUCGAAAAGCCAAGACUCGCACAUUAUACCUAGUCGACUGCCGGAGAUUAUUUACAAUUAUGAAAUAAAUAUAGACGUGAACUGGUUUUCGUUUAUGCAUUAAACUGAAUAAAGGACAAGUCAAUAUA